AAAAAAGAAAUAAAAAAAUAUAGUAGUAAGUAGUAACUACUAAGAUUUUAUAAUUUUUUUCUAAAAAGAAAAACCACUAAGAUUUUACACGUAGGGCCAACUCACACAAAGAUGCCCCAUCCUAACAAUCACCCAUGGGCCAUAAUCCCUCCUAACUUUUUGCGCUUAUAUAAACCCCCUAACACCCUUAAAAUGUAUUGCUCUUCUCUUCAUAUAAAAGUCUCACUCAAUAACAUGGCUUCAUUUUACUCCGAUGCCUUACUCCACCAAAAGCCUCUUGCAACUCACUCUACCACCAUCACUUGGCCUAAACGCCCCAAGAUCCGUCUACGGAGACGUAGCCGGAGGCUCCCAUCGGUCCAACUCGGCGGUACGAAACCCCGGAAAGGUUUUUUCCUAGCAAGAAUUUUCCGGCGAAUACGUGUAAGAUGGCUAAAACUGAAUUAUUCUUGUAUGUUGAGAAAGCUUAAGCGAUACUAUAAGUCAUUAAUCAAGGAUUUAAUUGAAGCUAACGCAUCAGUGAAGGCUUAUCCACAAAGACUUUUUAUAGAUACCUCCUUUGCUGUUCCUGUUGUUGGUCUUUCUCAAUCGAGCUACUACCAUGCAGGUGGUGUUAUGGGAAAUCCUAGAUCCAUCAUGUUGUGAUCAACAUUGAAAGCUUUUUUUUUUCAUUUUACAUAAUCUGAUGUAAUUAUUGAACCUGUGUUCUGUUUUUUUUCUUUUUGUUUCUUUUUGGUGCAAUAAUCAUCCAACUUGUAAAAUCAUUUUCUUUUACUCUGUUGCCAAAUUAGUUGUCAAAUUGCUAUA
Beta vulgaris subsp. vulgaris (sugar beet) is the source of this 807-nucleotide messenger RNA. RefSeq lists its product as hypothetical. Lineage: Eukaryota; Viridiplantae; Streptophyta; Magnoliopsida; Caryophyllales; Amaranthaceae. Bases 112 to 645 code for a protein of 177 amino acids. The transcript has a single exon. The record is from RefSeq and is a predicted model, not a curated record.